CAAAACCCAAUUUUCUUCCCAAUCCGAUUCCAACCAACAAACCUAAUCCAUUUUUCAUCCGAUCCACCAUUAAUCAAUUUUCUAUGGCUUAAUCAAUUAUGUUACGUUGUAAUAAUCACUUUUUGUUGAUGUCAUAGUUUCUUUAUCUGAUUUGUGUUUGUAGGUUUUGAAAAACCCUUAUUUACCUUUGAAUUUGUUUCCAUCGGAUUCAACGUUAUAGCGUCGUUUUGUUGGGUGUGAAACUUCUUAAGAAGGUUUCGAAGAGCAUUUAAUAAUGCCUUCGGUGCCUAUUCAACUUCUUCUUUGCUAUUUGGUUCCUUUUGUUACUAAUUUUCAUUAUGGAUCUUCUUCUCAUCGUUUGAAACCUCUUCAUAAAAGUGAUAGGCGUGGUAAUCUUAGUUAACAUCAAUAUUUUCGUUUUCUGUUAUUCUGUUAUUGUUGAUUCUGCUAUAAACGAGCUACUAGUUAGUUGAUCUUAUCGUUUGAAGAUUUGGGGAUCUAGUGAUUUUAUUGUUUUGUUCCUGUUUUGGAGUGUGUUGGAGCUUUAAGCUUUGUUUUUAAGAUUAGUGAUAGCAGUAUAGUACCUAAUAGGAGCACACACUCGAUGGAAGUGUGCUCUUCUGUCAAUGACAUGCGUGAGAACCAAAUAAAUAACCUUGAAAGUGCUCUAUGUGAGUCAUUACGUAUACAAGAUACUGAGAAAUCCGAGCUUUUGUCUGAGGGGAAUGAGAUGUGCAAUAUAGCAGAGGAAAACUUAUGCGAGGUUGUUAAACAGAAAGAAUCAAAACUGAACAUGACGUGUUUGAAAAAGUCUGCAACCUUUCCAAUUCCUCAUGUGAUGUUGCCUUCGAGCUCUUCUGACGAGGAGGCAGAUUCAUCAGCUACAGGAUCACCUUCUGAGCAUUCUGCUCAUCAAACUUGUUCUCGUUCGAUAUCUCUGCCUGCUCCUUCGGAGCUUAAAUCUGCUAUGAAAGGUAGUCGUGAUAAGAACGGGGAACCACAUACAAAAUUGACAGUGAAAUGGGCUGCUGAUGUGUAUGAUCCAAUACCUACAUUGGUGUCGCAUACUGUCAAAAACAAUAAACAGCUGAAGUCUAGGAAGAAAAAGAAGAAUGAAAAGAAAAAUGUAAAGAAGGGUAACAAGGAAAAUUCACCCCGAGGGGGCCGUGGCAAAGGUAAGAAGCAGUCUCGCAAUGCUGGUGGACAAUCUGAUAUGUUCUGUAAAUCGUGGGAUUCUCAAGUUAAUGAAGGUUCCUCUGAAUUUAACUCUCUUGAUGUUUGUAGCCAAGAUUCAAACUGCGGAACUAGUUUCUUGAAAAAAUCAGUUACAGAAGUGCAUUACUCGGUUGCAGAGGCACAAUGAGUAAAAUAUCUUGAAUGCUUUGUCCUAUGUCCUACAAUGUGCAUAAAUAAAAUGUUUGUCAUGCUAUUAGUUUUGUAUAUAGUGAUAAGACUUGUGGGAUUUGUAUGGUGAGUUUUUUGGUACUCUUCAAAGGCAGUGUGAAACUGUUUUCUACAUAUAGGCUUGAGUGAUUUUCAGGAACACAUUUUUGUUUGUAAUGUGUAACGAGCUUUUUGUUGCAAGUCUUUUGUAGUUUUCAUGCUUUUCUGGCAUAUGUUUUAUGAUGGAAGUUGAGAUAAGUUGUAAGCUGGUUUGUUGAACCUGCUAUUUGAAGUUUGCAUUUAGAUUGCUUUGUUCUUAA
Messenger RNA from Trifolium pratense (red clover), 1703 nucleotides. RefSeq lists its product as uncharacterized. The record is from RefSeq and is a predicted model, not a curated record. The coding region runs from base 605 to 1363 and encodes 252 amino acids. NCBI's taxonomy places the organism in Eukaryota, Viridiplantae, Streptophyta, Magnoliopsida, Fabales, Fabaceae. The transcript has 3 exons.